Molecule: messenger RNA, 2120 nt
Organism: Trematosphaeria pertusa
Lineage: Eukaryota; Fungi; Ascomycota; Dothideomycetes; Pleosporales; Trematosphaeriaceae
Product: general substrate transporter
Exons: 6
Coding region: 252-1994 (580 amino acids)
Biological process (GO): transmembrane transport; carbohydrate transport
Cellular component (GO): membrane
Molecular function (GO): carbohydrate:proton symporter activity
Source: RefSeq, a predicted model, not a curated record
CUCGACCCAUUUGGCCGCAAUAAGCUACCCGAGGAUGGGGUUGGUUUAGGGCCCAUAUUAUUCAUAUCCCUACGCCUGCAGAUGCUGUGUCGCGGCGCGGGCCACCUGGGCAGGGUGUAGUAGAAAAGGUCGCGUUCUGCUGCAGCGUUUUGCCGAUCUCAAGAACUCCUUUCGUUUCUUCUCCGAACCUUCUUGCUUUCCCCAUAGACGACUUCAUUUUAGACGCCUAGAGAGUGGGCUUGCUGGACACAAUGGCUCCCGUUGGUGGAUCGGGUCACGACAUGGAGGCAGCCGCUAUGGCUCGCCGCAAAGCUCUCGCUACGCCUGCCGGUCCGAUGGCGCUGCUCAAGAACUUGAAGGUCUUCGGAAUUGCGUGCUUUGCUUGCUUGGGUGGUCUGUUGUAUGGUUACAACCAGGGUGUCUUCUCUGGUGUCCUGGUUAUGACCUCUUUCAAAGAGCACAUGGGAGACUACAUCACCAACCAAGAAACCCUGGAGUGGAACUCCUCGAAGCAGGGCUGGCUCGUCUCUAUUCUCGAACUCGGUGCAUGGUUCGGUACUAUGUACUCUGGUUUCCUGGCUGAGAUUCUCUCCCGAAAAUACGCCAUCCUCGUCAAUGUCGCCGUGUUCAUCAUCGGAGUCGUUAUUCAAACAACCGCCAUCUCCGCGGGCCAUGAUUCAAUUCUCGCCGGUCGAUUUAUCACUGGUAUGGGCGUCGGUUCGCUCUCCAUGAUUGUGCCCAUGUACAACGCCGAGAUUGCUCCUCCUGAGGUGCGUGGUGCGCUUGUUGGUCUCCAGCAGCUUUCCAUCACUCUCGGUAUCAUGAUCAGUUUCUGGAUCGACUACGGCACGAACUACAUCGGCGGUACCGGCCGCUCCCAAAAGGAAGCCGCCUGGCUCCUACCUCUCUGCCUGCAACUUGUACCCGCAGUCUUCCUUGGCGUCGGUAUGGUCUUCAUGCCCUUCUCCCCGCGUUGGCUUGUCCACCACGACCGCGAACCCGAAGCGCGCCACGUGCUCUCGAAACUGCGCGGCUUAGGCGACGACCAUGAACUCAUCGAGCUCGAAUUCGCCGAGAUCAAAGCUCAAUCGCUUUUCGAGAAGAAGACGCUGCGGGAGAACUUCCCGCAUCUGCAGGACAUGUCUGCGUGGUCGACCUUCAAGCUCCAGUGGGUCGCUAUCGGCAGCCUGUUCACGACGAAGGCCAUGUUCAAGCGCGUUAUUGUCGCUACCGUGACUAUGUUCUUCCAGCAGUGGACGGGAAUCAACGCGGUGCUGUACUACGCGCCCACUAUCUUCGGAAAGCUUGGUCUCUCGAGCAAUUCCGUCUCUCUGCUGGCUACGGGCGUGGUCGGUAUUGCCAUGUUUCUCGCAACGAUUCCGGCCGUCAUGUACGUUGAUAGCUGGGGACGGAAGCCGACGCUUAUCAUUGGUGCCAUUGGCAUGGCGGUGUGCCACAUGAUUAUUGCUGUCAUCACCGCGAAGAACCAGGACGACUGGGAACAUCAUACCGCUGCUGGUUGGGCUGCCGUCGUCAUGGUGUGGCUCUUCGUCGUCCAUUUCGGUUACUCCUGGGGUCCUUGCGCCUGGAUCGUCAUCUCGGAGAUCUGGCCGCUAUCGAACCGUCCGUAUGGCAUUGCCCUAGGUGCUUCAUCCAACUGGAUGAACAACUUCAUCGUCGGCCAAGUCACCCCCGACAUGCUCGAAACCAUGACCUACGGCACCUACAUCUUCUUCGGCCUGCUUACCUUCGGUGGCGCCGCCUUCAUCUGGCUCGUGUUCCCCGAGACCAAGGGCCUGUCCCUCGAGGAAAUGGAUAUCCUGUUCGGCUCUGUGGGCGUGGCGGCUCGCGAGAAGGAGAGGUGGGCUGAGGUGCACGCGGAGGUUGGGCUUACGGAGUUGCUGUCCCGGCUCGGUGUUACGCAGACUCCGAGUGGCGAGAUCACGGAGGAGAAGCCGGUUGUCAAGGAAGACACGAAGCCGGAGCUUGUGUAAAUAGGUUGUUGAUGAGUGGUGCACAUGAGAUCAUGUGAGGAUGCAUAUGGAAGCUGAUGGUGCCUGAAGGCGGUAGUUCGUCGUUCACUGGAUUGCUGCAGGUCUUUCGUUUAGCUCUAUCUUCGG